This is a messenger RNA of Monoraphidium neglectum, 222 nucleotides long. RefSeq lists its product as hypothetical. Gene Ontology annotation, cellular component: mitochondrion. The record is from RefSeq and is a predicted model, not a curated record. The transcript is spliced from 2 exons. Bases 1 to 222 code for a protein of 73 amino acids. Gene Ontology annotation, biological process: translation. NCBI's taxonomy places the organism in Eukaryota, Viridiplantae, Chlorophyta, Chlorophyceae, Sphaeropleales, Selenastraceae. Gene Ontology annotation, molecular function: ribosomal large subunit binding.
AUGGUGAAGCUGGUGUCAAUGGAGCAGGAGGCAGCCCACCAGAGCAUCCGGCACGCGCGACAGCGCGGCAUGGACGCCGCCAAGAAGGCCUUCAAGGGCGCCUCCGAGGACGACCGCAAGCGCGCAGAAAAGGAGGUGCAGAAGCUUUACGACCGCUUCAUCGCGGAGACGGACCGGUUACGCAAGGCCAAGGAGGCAGAGCUGCGGGAGCACCGCGAUUAG